AUGCAAGAUUCACAAGAGGGAGACAAAGGAACUGGAGGAGUUGGUUCUUCAAAGGAUGUUGACAAAGAGAAAGGAGUUGUAGUUGGGAAAGUAAGUUCGACUCAAAUUCCGCCUUCACUCCCCAUGUAUUUGACCACAACUUCCACAACAACAACAACAAGAUCGUUGACAAAAGGAAUGUCAAUAAACGAAAGUGCUAGAGGUUCGAUUUCGAGUUCAAUUCCUAACCAACCAACCUCAAAUGAUGAUCCAAGUGAGAAAGGUAAAGAUAUCUGUGUUGUUCUAUCAUAA
This is a messenger RNA of Lactuca virosa, 291 nucleotides long. Lineage: Eukaryota; Viridiplantae; Streptophyta; Magnoliopsida; Asterales; Asteraceae. The record is from the annotation of a GenBank genome assembly.